Polistes dominula (European paper wasp) is the source of this 1796-nucleotide messenger RNA. RefSeq names its product syntaxin 7 (gene Syx7). Gene Ontology annotation, biological process: vesicle fusion; vesicle-mediated transport; intracellular protein transport. Lineage: Eukaryota; Metazoa; Arthropoda; Insecta; Hymenoptera; Vespidae. Gene Ontology annotation, molecular function: SNAP receptor activity; SNARE binding. Gene Ontology annotation, cellular component: SNARE complex; synaptic vesicle; endomembrane system. The record is from RefSeq and is a predicted model, not a curated record.
AUUUGUGAGAAGUUUUAGUGCUUCGUAUAGUGAACUUGAGAAAAUGACAUAAAGUAAAAUAGUAGGUUUGAUUCGAUUAACAUCCUUUCAUACCUUAUGAAAUGGAUACUUCUGAGUCACUGCAUAUGGCAUACAGUAGACCUAUUAAUUUGUUGACAAGAGAAAUAUCAUUAACGGGCGGUGCUUCUACUUUUUGACAUUUUUAUAAUCUGACUAUCAAUUGAUUGUUGAUUUUUUCAACAUUUUUCAAACAUAUUUAUUAAUUAUACUUAUCAGUAUUUAUUGUUUAUACAAACAAUUAACAUUCUUAUCAUUGUUUUCAAAUUAAAUGGUAGAAGAUAAAACAAAUAAAUCAUAGAAGCAUUUAUUUCACCACAUCAAAAUGGAUAUUGGAUUUUCUUCAUACCACAACGGUGGCCCUGCCAGGGAACAAGAUUUUAGUAGGUUAUCUCAAACUAUAGGAACCUCUAUAUUGAAGAUAUCACAAAAUGUAUCUUCAAUGCAAAAGAUGGUUAAUCAAUUGGGCAGUUCUACGGAUUCACAGGAACUUAGAAACAAAUUGCAUCAAAUACAACAUUAUACACAACAACUUGCAAAAGAUACCAGUGGUCAUUUACGUGAUUUAGCUAAUAAUUCUGGUUCAAGUAGCCCUGGGGAACAAAGACAACGUAAAAUGCAACGUGAACGACUUCAAGAUGAAUUUACCACAGCGUUAAAUUCUUUUCAAGCUGUACAAAGACUCGCUGCCACAAAAGAAAAGGAAAUGGUUCGUAAAGCUAAAGCUAGUGCGGGUAUUGCACCAUUCGGUGAAAAGAAACAGGAAACAUUAAUUGAAUUGCAAGAUAGCAGAACGCAGAAACAAAUACAACAGCAACAAUUAAAAGAAGAACAAAAUUUACGAAUGUUAGAAGAACAAGAAGCAAGUAUAAGACAAUUAGAGAGUAAUAUCAGCGAUAUUAAUCAAAUUUUUAAAGAUCUUGGUGCUUUAGUGUACGAUCAAGGGGAAGUUGUUGAUUCAAUAGAAGCUUCAGUGGAAAGAACAGAAGUAUCGGUUAAUGAAGCAACUUCUCAUGCACAGUACGAUGAUAAAAGAUGCAAAUGUAUUUGCCCAAGUCUUUCCUCUGUGAUAAAUACAACACAACCUUCGUUGGAUCGUUUAAUUUUUAUUAUUAAUGUCCCACCAUCGCAAUGUAAAUGCGAAGAUGUUGUUUUACCAAAACUUGGUGAUCAGAUCAAAACUAAAGAAGAAAUAUUUUGUCCUAGAUGCGAUUGCAAAUAUGAAAAUAGAAACACAACUAUUAUUAAAAUUGUGGUAAUAAUUGUUAUUUGGGUAAUAUCAUUGUUAGUAAUUUAUAUGUUAUUUUUAAUUUGUUUGGAUCCAUUAUUGAAUAAAAGGAUUCAUAAAAAUACAACUAAUAUUGGUUAUCACGAACACAAUAACGAAGAGGAUGAUGCAUCAGUAGCACCUGGAUCUUCUCAUCCAAUGGGAGAAAGGGGAAACGUUUUAAAUCGUGUAGGACAUCAACAAGAUAAAUGGAAAAGACAAGUUCGAGAACAGCGACGUAAUAUUUAUGACCGACAUACUAUGCUUAAUUAAAAAUAUUCAUUUGAUUAUGACAGAAUACCAAAUAUCAUGAAUAAUGUAUUACACAUCCUUAAAACAGAAACAUGGCAGAUAAUCUUUGCAAUCUAAUUGGUUUGUAAUGCAGCAAGUAUCUUUAAAAACUAACUAUAUAUAUAUAUAUAGUGCUGCAAUUGUUUUAAAUAUGUAUAAAAAUUAGAAGUAUUAUUAUUAA